Messenger RNA from Histoplasma capsulatum G186AR, 324 nucleotides. RefSeq lists its product as uncharacterized. NCBI's taxonomy places the organism in Eukaryota, Fungi, Ascomycota, Eurotiomycetes, Onygenales, Ajellomycetaceae. Bases 1 to 324 code for a protein of 107 amino acids. The record is from RefSeq and is a predicted model, not a curated record. The transcript is spliced from 2 exons.
AUGCCAAUAGUAACCGCCACCACGAGCGUGGUUUUUGGCCUCAGCUUCCAGUUCCCGCUUUGUCCCGGCUCCCCGUUAGACUCUUGCUGUGAGAUCACCAUUGGCUUUUCACAAAAGUCAUUCAACCCUCUCAAUAACUCGGUUUCUUGGGCUGGUGAUAAAAUUGGAUACAGCAAGGCCAGGUUAUACUCUGGUUAUACUCUGGUUUGUCCCACUCCGUCACAAUGCCCUGACCCGUCAGGAUACUACAUCGAUAACGUCGCGCAUCUUCCUCACCCAUUAUGGAGUGGGGCAUUGAGAGUAGUCAUUGUUGAUGAGUCUUAA